GCUGUGUGUAGUUUGAUUUGAUAACAACAAAUUCCGGAGUAAUUCCAUAAUCCAUUGUUCAGACUUUAGAAGCAUUUAAACGUUCACGACCGGCGGAACGUGCAUUUUAAUAAAUUUUUAUAAUAAAUUUAAUAGAUAGUUAGUUAAACAGUUUUCGUAAUGUCGAAAUUCUUGUCAACAUUUCAGAUGGCGUGCAAGAUCAAGAGUGGUCCCGUUGUUGAUAUGCUGGGCGAUGAGAUGACUCGCAUCAUUUGGAGUUCAAUCAAGGAGAAACUGAUUUUGCCUUACGUGAGCAUCGAUUUGCAUACCUACGAUUUGGGAAUGGAAAAUCGUGAUCUGACCAACGACCAAGUGACCAUUGAUUGUGCUGAAGCAAUCAAAAAGUACAACGUUGGCAUCAAGUGCGCAACAAUUACCCCCGACGAGAAGCGUGUCGAGGAGUUUAAUUUGAAGAAAAUGUGGAAGUCCCCCAAUGGAACCAUUCGUAACAUUCUGGGAGGCACUGUUUUCCGUGAGGCUAUUAUCUGUAAGAACAUUCCACGUCUGGUGAAGGGUUGGGAAAAACCUAUCAUCAUUGGUCGUCAUGCUCAUGCCGAUCAGUACAAGGCCACAGAUUUCGUUGUGCCCGAAGCUGGAACCGUGACACUGGUGUUCACCCCUACCAACGCCGAUAGUAAAGGAAUCAAGAAAGUCGUACAUGAAUACAAAUCCCCCGGAGUUGCUCUAGCUAUGUACAACACUGAUGAAUCAAUCGUUGACUUUGCACACUCAUCAAUGAAAUUUGCCCUGGCCAAAAAGUUACCAUUGUAUCUCAGCACCAAGAACACCAUUCUGAAGAUGUACGAUGGACGUUUCAAGAACAUCUUCGAGGAAAUCUACGAAAAGGAUUACAAGAAGCAAUACGAGGAAGCUGGCAUCUCGUACGAACAUCGCCUUAUUGACGACAUGGUUGCCUAUAGCAUGAAAUCGGACGGAGGAUUUGUCUGGGCCUGCAAGAACUACGAUGGUGAUGUGCAAUCCGACUCCGUGGCUCAAGGUUUUGGUUCCCUCGGUAUGAUGACAUCGGUGCUCCUCUGUCCAGACGGCAAGACUGUAGAAUCAGAAGCUGCUCACGGAACUGUCACUCGUCACUACAGAAUGUACCAAGAAGGCAAGGAAACCUCAACCAAUCCAAUUGCUUCGAUCUUUGCCUGGACUCGCGGUCUUCUCCAUCGUGCCAAGUUAGACAACAACACCGAACUAAAAGAAUUCGCUGAAACUCUUGAAAAGGUCUGCAUCGACACCAUCGAAUGUGGAUUCAUGACCAAAGAUUUGGCCACUUGCAUUAAGGGCUUAAACAACGUUAAACGCGAGGACUACAUGGAAACAUUUGAGUUCAUGGACAAGUUGGCUGAAAAUUUGAAUGAUGCUCUCAAUCAAUAACUCGUAUCGAGUGAAAAUAUUAAAUCCCAUUUGUAAGGCGGCAGUAGCGCGAAGAAGUUCUCUACGAUGUUAGUAUUUUAUUAGACUGCUCGAAGGUAACUCUUCACUUUUUUUAUACCUAUACCAAUCAGAGAAAUAUUUUUGUGCAAGAAAAACAAAACAAACAAACAAUAAAACGUUAUUUUAUAAAUCUUA
Messenger RNA from Eupeodes corollae, 1617 nucleotides. It is a transcript of the gene Idh, whose product is annotated as isocitrate dehydrogenase [NADP] cytoplasmic. Gene Ontology annotation, molecular function: isocitrate dehydrogenase (NADP+) activity; magnesium ion binding; NAD binding. The record is from RefSeq and is a predicted model, not a curated record. Gene Ontology annotation, biological process: isocitrate metabolic process. The transcript has a single exon. NCBI's taxonomy places the organism in Eukaryota, Metazoa, Arthropoda, Insecta, Diptera, Syrphidae. Bases 160 to 1422 code for a protein of 420 amino acids. Gene Ontology annotation, cellular component: peroxisome; cytosol; mitochondrion.